AACACAAUAAGAUUCUGAUACCUGAUUAUCUUGUCAGCCAAUCAGAACACAUCCCUACUUUGGUCAGUGAGAUUCUAAGAGUAUAACUAAGGAAACUCUGAUACUCACAUAGUUGGACAGUAACGCAGAAACACACACAAAGAUAGAGGAGUUAGGUUAGGGAGAAGUCCUGAAGGCUGAUCCCUAUAGAACAGAUCCUGUGGGCAUAUUUAAAAGGAACUCUGUAUCACUUGCUGUCUCUGGGCUGGAUAAUCGAAAUAAAUUAGCUUCAUCUCUGGAAAAGAACUGUGGUUGUUUCCUUUUACCUGGUUGUGGUAAAUCUUGGAAUCUUCAGUAUAUUUGUAAUAUACUACAUCUACACUAUACACAACAUUUUGGUGCCGUGACCCGGAUUGAUUUAAUAUAUCGCAACAUUUUGGUGCCGUGACUAGUGACCAGAAGAAGCGUGGAAGAUUUGUGACCCAAGAGUCUGCAGUGAAGCCCUGGAAGGAAGUGUGGAACCCUAGGACGGUGGUCUGGAAAUCUGUGACUGUGAACCUAAAAGGGUUGGUAAGAAUAUUGUUUUUUUUUUUUUAAUUAUAUAUAUAAUUUAUUUUAAGUUAGCACUCUUUUAUAUAUAUAUAUAUAUUUUUUAGCCAGUGGUAAUAGCACUAAGGGAGAAAUGGUCAGCACCUGGUUGGUUAGUUAUAUUAAAAAUCAUGGGGGACCAUAUGAAAUCCCUCAAGAAUGUAAAAAUUCAUGGGAUUUAAUGAAAGAUUUUAUAGCUGACAGUGUUUUUGAUAAGAAAACUAAGGAAGCAAAACGCAAAGGACUUAUCAUACAGGGAUUGGUCUCCUGCUGUUUAGAAAUGGCAGAAAUUAUUAAACAAAAGGAGACUGAUAUCACAGAACAGGCAGAUAAGUAUAAGACUUUACUGAGAGAGUCAAAUGAAAAGAUCUCAGAGUUAAGGUUACAUGCCAUAACCACUGGGGAGGCAUUGCUUGAGAAGGCCAAUCUAUGUGACCACUUAACCGGUGUAAAUGACGUAUUGUCAGUAAAAAUACAGGAUGUAGAAAAGGAGCUGGAGGAGCAUAAACAUGCAAUAAAUAUUGCUUUUGAUAAGGUUGGGAAUAAUUCUGACCAAUCUUGUGAAAACAAUAUUUCUAAAUUUAACACAGAAAUUAAAGGACAUAAACAACUGUACCCUUGGAAUGAAUUAGAUCAAGCAUGUAGUUUCCCAGCAGCUCCUGUUGUCACUACAACUGUUUUAAAUACUGACAAUACAGGGGAGGUACAGCUCAUCUCAAAACAAUUAAAGCCCCAAGAGAUGGAUGCAAUAGAUAGAGAGAUUGGGCAGGUACCAAGAUAUGAUAUCAACAGAUUCAUGAAGUGGUUCUGUGAGUUGCAAAGGGUCAGAGAGACGUAUAAUUUGAAUCCUGAGGAUGUAGAUAGAGUGUUGCAGAGAGUAGUUGGAAAUGGUUUAUGGGUAAGGAUUGUACAGAACUGUGGGCAGCAGCGCAGGACAAGGGAUGUGUUAAAGGAAAUACUUAGGGCGUUGUAUGGUAUCACAUCAAAUGUGUCUUUGUCCGGUAAAUUAAAGCAAAUGAAGCAGGAAUGUCCUUAUGAAUUAUCACAUAGAAUAGCCACAGUUAUGGAACAAAUUCUAAAUGAUAAUCCAGGAUUUGAACAUGGUGGUUUAAUUCAUAGGGUCAUGUUGUUAGAAGCUUUAGAGGAGGAUGUCAGGGAAGGAAUAUUAUCUAUCACUCCUGAUCCUACGGAUCUAAAAGACAUUCUGUUGAGGGCAGAUAAUUUGUGGCGAAAGAAGAAUAAGGAGGAAAGUUUUGUAGUGGAUGCUGCUAGAAUUUUUAGAGUAGAGGGACAGCAGAGAAAGGAGUGUAUUGAUUUUAAAGGGCCUAGGCAAGGGAAAAUAUUCUCCAAUUCAGAAAGCCAGAAAGGAAAAUAUGAAUCUAGAUGGCAGAAUAGACAAAACAAUCAAAGAGAUUGCAAAUCUAGAACUUGGAUACCCUUUCCCCAACUAAAAAGGGAACAUGAAAAACUUAAAUUCGAAUAUGAUAAGAUCAGGGCUGAGAGGGAUCUUUUAAAACAACAAGUUUCUUUACUGGAAACAGAACUUUCCAAAUUAAGGCGUGCCCCUCUUACACAUUCUGGUGUUAAGGACCAUGGGGGAGGAACUUUAAUAGAAUUCUAAACCCAUACAUGCCACUUAAAUGUUCAAUUGCACUUUCCUUUCAUUUAUCUCGAGACAAUGUAAUUUAUGUAGAAUAUAUGAAUUAAUAUUUUUCUCUAAGUUUUAUCUUCCAGGAAAAGAUCUUCAAGCAGAAGGAUAAAUGUGUCUGAAUUUGGUGGUCAUGUUUAACUUGUUUUUUUUUUUCAUCUCACACUUAAGCAGCUUUUCAAAUUUUUUUAAUGACAGUAGAGCAUUGAUAGAUGAGACCUAAAGUUUCCAAGUGGGGGUGUGAAGGAAUUUGCAUGACACAGAGGGAGAGGUGUUGGAUGUUGACACCACAGAAGUUUUUUGACUGGAUGCAGUAGUGCAAUGGGCUGGAUACUGUUUGAUGUCAAAAUAUAUUCUUCAGACUUCUUCUAUAACUUAUGUUCUCCCACAAAUAUAAUAGGUCAAUGGGAUUUUUAAAGGAAAAAAUGAAUGAACUGUUCUGAUGUUUGUCAGUGUCUAAAUCAGUCUUAAGUGGGAAGAUGGAAAUGCAAUGAAAAGAACUCAUUAACAUACAAACAGGACAUUAUUUACAAAGUUUCAGGACUUGAAUGUCUACUUUUAACUAAGUAACAUCCACCUUGUUAUUAUUCAGUGUUUUGUUUUAUUCAGUGUCUUUCUGUAUACAUGUUUUUGCUUUUUAAUGUAAAAAAAAAAAAAAAAAUCCAGAGAAUGGCCCAGAGAAAGUGCAAAUAUAUUAAUGUUGCUAUGCAUAUCUGUCUAGAGAUGCUAAAACAAGGGCUCAUAUUUAGCAUGUAGUCCAUAGGGGGUGUUGGAAGCUAAAUGUACAGACAUGGGUGGAUUUAUAAAGAACACAUAUACUCAGAAUAUUGAUGUUUUGGCUGCAUAUUUGCAGGGAUAUAUCCAUUAAUAUUCUGACUAGAUCAGGUAAGGGUGAUAUUGUGUCCAAAGCUAGAGUUUGUGGCUAAAUGUGGGUUUUCUGAGAAAGAAAAAAAAAAAAAGAUCAGACUGUAAGAAGACCACGAGCUACAGAUCCAUCCAACACCAGCACCAAUACCAGAUCCUGUGUACUCAGUCAACUGCUACAUUGAACUAAAGAGAACCAAACGCUUGGAGGAAAAACCCCAGAUGCUGCAAGAACUUAAUGUGUUGUGUACUGGGUAGGGAAGUGGGGGAGUGAUGGGAGUGGCAAGGAAUCCUGCCUGGAUCACAAAGACCCCAACCCUGGAAAGAAUGGAGUUUGUGGACAGAAAUGUUUCACAGUCUGUUUAAUGAUUGGAUUUAAUUCUCUGCAAAGACUUAGUACAACUUAUACAGUAAGCAGGUGAAUAUUUCUGACUGGUGACUGAAAAUAUCUACUUAUGACUGGAAAGGAAAUGAUCGACUCAUUCAGUGUUGCAACUAAUCCUGUACAUACCCACCAGAACCUGCCACUUGCAAUAGAUUUGGGUACUUAUUCAUCCUAAAUGGGAAAUAGAAAGAGCUGGAGAAGUGAUAUGUAACCAGUUCUAUUAGCAUCUCUAGAAAAUUUAAGAGCCUUGGUUUAGCAUUCUCUAUAACACAAUUACAAACUAUCAUGU
Messenger RNA from Xenopus tropicalis (tropical clawed frog), 3753 nucleotides. RefSeq lists its product as uncharacterized. Lineage: Eukaryota; Metazoa; Chordata; Amphibia; Anura; Pipidae. The record is from RefSeq and is a predicted model, not a curated record. Bases 662 to 2188 code for a protein of 508 amino acids. The transcript has a single exon.